Messenger RNA from Blastomyces gilchristii SLH14081, 408 nucleotides. RefSeq lists its product as uncharacterized. Bases 1 to 408 code for a protein of 135 amino acids. The transcript is spliced from 2 exons. The record is from RefSeq and is a predicted model, not a curated record. Lineage: Eukaryota; Fungi; Ascomycota; Eurotiomycetes; Onygenales; Ajellomycetaceae.
AUGCUGCAGAAGAGCAUGCAUGCUGUAGAAGAAGCCACUGUCCCCAGAAUCAAGCUCUUCUCAGAGUCCUCUCUGAAUGAUCACACAGGGUCAUACAUCACUGUGUUGGUUGAGGGGGGGGGCGGCAUCACAACAGCGGCAGAGGGGGCAGGGAAUGAACCAGACACAGACAAACCAGCCAGCAGAAGGAACAACACCUCACUGCAAGGCACAGCUACUACCGCCGCAGCCGCAAGAGAUGCAGGAGAAGGAGGAGAUGUGACAAUGAGAGUGAUGCUCCCGCAGCUCAUUGACACUGCUGUCUCUGUCUCCAACCUGGCUUUCUUGACAGUCAUGGAGGCUGCAGCUGCACCACAAAGACAUUUAAUCACUAGAAAACAUCAGAAUAAGUCCUUUAUUGUCUUCUAA